GUGGGCCAAAGAAACCAGGAAGCGUUUAGUGGGCCAAAGAAACCCAGGAAGGGCUUAGUGGGCCAAAGAAACCAGGAAGGGUUUGGUGGGCCAAAGAAACCCAGGAAGGGCUUAGUGGGCCAAAGAAACCAGGAAGGGUUUAGUGGGCCAAAGAAACCCAGGAAGGGCUUAGUGGGCCAUAGAAACCAGGAAGGGUUUAGUGGGCCAAAGAAACCCAUGAAGGGCUUAGUGGGCCAUAGAAACCAGGAAGGGUUUGGUGGGCCAAAGAAACCCAGGAAGGGCUUAGUGGGCCAAAGAAACCAGGAAGGGUUUAGUGGGCCAAAGAAACCCAGGAAGGGCUUAGUGGGCCAUAGAAACCAGGAAGGGUUUAGUGGGCCAAAGAAACCAGGAGGCGUUUUGUGGGCAAAAGAAACCAGGAAGGGCUUAGUGGGCCAAAGAAACCAGGAAGGGUUUGGUGGGCCAAAGAAACCCAGGAAGGGCUUAGUGGGCCAAAGAAACCAGGAAGGGUUUAGUGGGCCAAAGAAACCCAGGAAGGGCUUAGUGGGCCAUAGAAACCAGGAAGGGUUUAGUGGGCCAAAGAAACCCAUGAAGGGCUUAGUGGGCCAUAGAAACCAGGAAGGGUUUGGUGGGCCAAAGAAACCCAGGAAGGGCUUAGUGGGCCAAAGAAACCAGGAAGGGUUUAGUGGGCCAAAGAAACCCAGGAAGGGCUUAGUGGGCCAUAGAAACCAGAAAGAUUUAGUGGGCCAAAGAAACCAGGAGGCGUUUUGUGGGCAAAAGAAACCAGGAAGGGCUUCAGUAUGCCCAGGAAGGCAAGGAAGGCUUCAGUGGGCCCAGGAAGGCAUCAGCGGGCCAAAAAACCAGGAAGGGCGUCCGUUGGCCACAGAAGGCAGGGAGCGCUUCAUUGGGCCAAAGAAGGCAGAGAGAGCAUUACUGGGCCAAAGAAUGUAG
Ylistrum balloti is the source of this 948-nucleotide messenger RNA. Its product is annotated as collagen alpha-1(VII) chain-like. The annotation marks the transcript as partial. The transcript has a single exon. The record is from RefSeq and is a predicted model, not a curated record. Lineage: Eukaryota; Metazoa; Mollusca; Bivalvia; Pectinida; Pectinidae.